Durio zibethinus is the source of this 402-nucleotide messenger RNA. RefSeq lists its product as uncharacterized. The record is from RefSeq and is a predicted model, not a curated record. Lineage: Eukaryota; Viridiplantae; Streptophyta; Magnoliopsida; Malvales; Malvaceae.
AUGGGAGGCUGUGCGAGCAAACCCAGGGAGUUUGACAUCUCUGUCGAGGCUCCUGCCAACCCUGAGAAGCCUCAGCUUGAGACCGCUGCUCCGGAGAACACUAAUGGAGGUGAGAGUCAGAUUGAAAAACCUUUGGUAGAUCUUUCUGAACCAGAAAAGGAGGCUCAAGGCUCGUCCUCCGAGCCAAACACCACUGCUGCUGAGCCAGUUUCCUCAGAGACGGUUGCUGAGACCGCCAGACCAACAGAGGACGACGUUAAAGCCGCUGCCAUGAAUGCGGAGGAUAAGGUUGAGGUUACUGAUAAGACCACAGUGGCGGCAAAGGAGGUUGAAGCUGAAAAAUCAAGUGCCGCCCCAAGCAAGGAAGAAGUUAAAAGUGAUGCACCUCUCGUCUCUGCGUGA